Molecule: messenger RNA, 871 nt
Organism: Anguilla rostrata (American eel)
Lineage: Eukaryota; Metazoa; Chordata; Actinopteri; Anguilliformes; Anguillidae
Product: probable global transcription activator SNF2L2
Exons: 8
Coding region: 41-871 (276 amino acids)
Biological process (GO): chromatin remodeling; transcription elongation by RNA polymerase II
Cellular component (GO): RSC-type complex
Molecular function (GO): protein binding; chromatin binding
Source: RefSeq, a predicted model, not a curated record
CGUAGCAUUCCCCCUGCUCUCCUUUUUGACUGAUCAGCUGAUGAAGAGACUAGCUGCACGCUGCUCUGCCGGGUUGUUAAUUUUAUCCCCUCUAACAGUGAUUGCUGAUAGCCGGCCUACUGAUUUCAGACAGGGUACAAGGGAAAAUAACCUGGAGGAGAUGGAAGAGGAAAUCCAUGCAAAGAAACGCAGAGGGAGGCGACGUGUCCUCAAGGAUCCUGGCAAGGAAGACGGAGAGAAAGUAAAAAAGAGGCGUGGUCGACCCCCAGCAGAAAAGCUUUCCCCAAACCCACCAAAGCUCACCAAGCAGAUGAAUGCCAUCGUGGACACCGUCAUCAGCUACAAGGAUGGGUCUGGCCGACAGCUUAGCAAAGCUUUCAUCCAACUGCAGUCCAGGAAGGAACUUCCAGAGUACUAUGAGUUGAUCAGGAAGCCUGUGGACUUCAAGAAGAUUAAGGAACGUGUUCGUAACCACAAGUACAGGAGUGUAGAGGAUCUGGAGAAGGACGUUCUGCUCCUGUGUCACAAUGCUCAGACCUUCCAUCUGGAGGGAUCCCAGAUCUAUGAAGACUCCAUUGUGCUCCAGUCAGUGUUCGAGAGCGCUCGGCAGAAGAUUGCUGAAAAGGAACAGAGGGAAGAGGAGAGUGCUGGUGACACUGAUGAAAUUGAGUCAGAAUCAGAGUCAAAAGCUAAAGUCAAGCUUGGCAAAAUGGAUGAGUCCUGGAAUGAUGUGGAAAAGAAAAGUCCGAGCCGGGGCAUAGCCAAGCCCACUCUUAGUGAGGAUGACAGUGAUGAAGACCGUGACAGUCAUGUCCAGUGUAAAAUCCCGAGAGUACGGGGAGUUAAGAAGAGAGCGGAGGAUCACAGCUGA